Messenger RNA from Gigantopelta aegis, 1544 nucleotides. RefSeq lists its product as uncharacterized. The record is from RefSeq and is a predicted model, not a curated record. Lineage: Eukaryota; Metazoa; Mollusca; Gastropoda; Neomphalida; Peltospiridae. The transcript has 13 exons. Bases 120 to 1349 code for a protein of 409 amino acids.
CUCGAGAAAACCAACCACUUGAGUUCAGUCCAGAAACACUGACCGCUGUAAUAACAGUUCAUGGCGAACUACACACUGUUAAAAACAUUCCAUAUUAUGCGAAAGUGUAUAUCACUACGAUGGACAUUCCUAAAGGUCCUGUCGAUUUGUGGUACCCCAAAGAUGCUCCUAAAGACGUAACAACGAUUACAGUAACUUACACUGAUGAAGCAGGAACACCAACUACAGAUGAGGUACCAGUGGUCAUUGGCGGUGCUGUUUUGAAAGUGAACGUUCCAGAUGGUUUCACCUUUAAGGAAAUUCCAAACAAGCCCGAUGUUCGAGUAGUUAAGAAGGAAACACCUACGGAUGGAGUAGUGAACGUAUUUGGGAAACCAGUUGACAGGGUUAUAAUUACACAUGUAGACAAGUCAGAUGCACACAAUGUUGGUGUCGUUGCAUGCAAGAAAGGAUGUUUUCUGUUUGAUAUCAUGAGUACAUUCCCUGAAGAAACGCAACCACUUGACUUCAAUCUAGAUUUACAGACCGCUGUAAUAACAGUUGAUGGCGAACUAGACACUGUUAGAAAGAUUCCACAUUAUACGAAAGUGUAUGUCACUACGACGGACAUUCCGAAGGGUCCUGUGGAUCUUUGGUUCCCCAAAGAUGUUCCUAAAGACCUAUCAACGAUUACUGUAACUUACACCGAUGAAGCAGGAACACCAACUACAAAUGAGGUACCAGUGACCAUUGGCGGUGCUGUUUUGAAAGUGAACGUUCCAGAUGGUUUCACCUUUAAGGAAAUUCCAAACAAGCCCGAUGUUCGAGUAGUUAAGAAGGAAACGCCUAAGGAUGGCGUAGUGAACGAAUAUGGGCAGCCAGUUGACAAGGUUAUACUUACACAUAUAGAACGGAUAGACGCACUACAUGUUGAUGUAUUUGUAUGCAAGAAAGGAUGUGUACUGGUUGACAUCAUGAGCAAUGUCCCCGAAGAGAAGCAACCACUUGACUUUAGUCCAGAAACACAGACCGCUGUAAUAACAGUUGAUGGCAAGCUAGAUACUAUAAAAAACAUUCCAUAUUAUGCGAAAGUGUAUGUCACUACGACGGACAUUUAUGAAGGUCCUGUGGAACUGUGGUACCCCAAACAUCUUCCAAAAGACGUAACAGCGAUUACAGUAACUUACACUGAUGAAACGGGAACUCCAACUACAACUAAGGUGCCAGUGAUUCAUGAUGGUGCUAUUUUGAAAGUGAACAUUCCAGAUGGUUUCACCUUUAAGGAAAUUCCAAACAAGCCCGAUGUUCGAGUAGUUAAGCAGGAAACACUUAAGGAUGGAGUAGUGGACGUAUUUGGGAAAUCCAGUUGACAGGAUUAUAAUUACAAAUAUAGAAAACAGAGAUGCACACAAUGUUGAUGUAUUGGUAUGCAAGAAAGGUUCAACUACAUCGCCAACAGCCUCUACUAUGACAACACCAAUUGGGACAGUGGCAACACCAAUUGGAACUUCUACCACACCAAUUGGACCCAUUGGAACUAAUACUACACCAACUGGUACCGCCGC